Molecule: messenger RNA, 816 nt
Organism: Fonsecaea multimorphosa CBS 102226
Lineage: Eukaryota; Fungi; Ascomycota; Eurotiomycetes; Chaetothyriales; Herpotrichiellaceae
Exons: 1
Coding region: 1-816 (271 amino acids)
Source: RefSeq, a predicted model, not a curated record
AUGCCUUUUGCAACCAUCAACGGUCACUCGCUCCAUUACACAGAUAUAGCUCCAGCAUCCUCCUCGUCGUCCCAGUCCCCGGCAUCACCACCCACUCUGAUCUUCGUGCACGGACUCGGCUCAACCCAGAACUACUACUUUCCUAUCUUCUCCUUCCUCACGUCCUACCGAUGCAUCAUCUUCGAUAACUACGGCGCCGGGCGCUCAGCUUUGCAGCCUGGCACAGAAACCUCGAUUCCGUCCAUUGCCAGCGACGUCCUAGGUCUCCUCAGUCACCUCGGCGUCGAAAGGGCCAUCGUAGUGGGCUAUUCCAUGGGCGGCAUGCUACCAACAUAUCUGGCAUCCGCAUCCCCCGACCGCGUCGUGGCAGGAAUAUGCAUCGGCCCCGUCCAUCCGAGCGAAACCGUGGCUGACGUCUUCAAACAACGCAUCCCCCUGGUCCAGCACAAAGGGAUGGAAUCCAUGGCCAACACCAUCCCCAAUGGCGCCACGGGACCCGGAACAACGGCCUUACAAAAGGCUUUUAUACGGGAAAUGCUCCUCGCGCAGUCUCCCGAGGGAUAUUGCGCCAAUUGUCACGCCAUCGAACUCGCCACUCCGCCAGAGUAUGCCAAGGUAAAAUGUCCAAUGUUGAUCAUCGCGGGGGAUCAGGAUAAGUCCGCCCCGCUGGCUGGGUGUGAGAUGAUUUUUAAAGAGCUGGGGACGGCUCCGGAGAGGAAGAAAUUGGAGGUGCUCAAGGGGGUUGGGCAUUGGCAUUGCGUUGAGGCACCGGACGAGGUUGGCCGGUUCGUGAGACAGUUCGUGGAGCAAUUAUAG